GGUCAUAGUCGUCAUCACGCGGAUAGGUUUUGAAUUAUGAGGUGAUAACGGAGCUUUCAAGUGGAGAAUUAGGCAGCUUUUUUUUUUACUUUAAACUAAUUACAGAAAUUCGAUUCGCUUUAAGUUUAAGCUACAUCUCUGAUUUUACUUUAAACGUCUCUGAUUUUACUUAAAACAGCUCGAUUAAGGAAUACAAAUAAGUGCAAAUAACUUGAAAAUUUGGUGUUACCGAGAGAGCAAGGAAUCACCUCAUCAAUGUACUGAAACGUGAUGAGUUGGUACAUCGGCGACCAUGGGGAAGUUAUUUUCAAAGAUAUUUGGAAAUAAGGAAAUGAGGAUAUUAAUGUUGGGUCUUGAUGCAGCAGGAAAAACAACUAUAUUAUACAAAUUAAAACUAGGUCAGUCUGUCACGACGAUACCAACUGUAGGAUUUAAUGUAGAAACUGUAACCUACAAGAAUGUUAAAUUCAGUGUAUGGGAUGUUGGAGGUCAAGACAAAAUUCGUCCAUUAUGGCGCCACUACUAUACUGGAACACAGGGGCUUAUAUUUGUGGUAGACUGUGCCGAUAGAGAUAGAAUUGAUGAAGCUAAACAAGAGCUCCAUCGAAUUAUUAAUGACCGAGAAAUGAGAGAUGCUAUCAUUCUUAUAUUUGCUAACAAACAAGACCUUCCAGAAGCAAUGAAACCACACGAAAUUCAAGAGAAACUAGGUCUUACUCGACUGCGCGAUAGGAAUUGGUAUGUGCAGCCAUCAUGUGCAACAACAGGAGAUGGACUCUAUGAGGGCCUCACUUGGUUGACUUCUAAUUUCAAAUCCUGACUAAAGCCCAAGUUUGAGGGGCCCCAAUGAUAACUUGAUCUUUUGUAAAUUUUUGGACUUGAAGUAGGAAAAUCUAAAAUUCCUAACAGGAAAGGAAAUAAAUUUUCUGUUUGAUUAAAAUUUUUAAUAAAGACAUUUCAAACAAAAAAGACAACUAUCAAUAGAUAUCUAUGUAAUAUCUAUAGGUACAUAGAUAUAUAAACAAAUAUGACUUAUAAUACACAUAUACACAUAUUCAAUUGCACAUGCGCAUUCAUAUGAAUUAAUAUUUUUUGUAAGCCAGCCAAUAUAUCUAAAGAUAUUUGGCCAUCUAGUGUGUGCACAUGUGUGUAUGUGUGUUUGUGCAUGCAUACUUGCCAUCCUGCUGUCUCUACAACAGAUGUCCAUUAAGUGCAGCCAAGCUAAUAAACUCCAUUGAAAUUCUCCAAUUUUGCAGAAAAAAAAAAAAAGACACCUCAUUGCCAAGAUUCCCUUUUAAUAUUUCAGUCUGUUUUAUUAAAGGGAUCUGUUGCAGUUGAAGGGAGGGAUUUUGUUAUAUUUUUGAAAAAUAAAUAAUAAAAAAAAAAAUGUUACAUACAAAAAUAUUCCUGAGCCAGGGAUUAAAAGCAGGAUUGAGCAGAUAUUUUUUUUUUUCCAAUCUAAGUAAAUAAAACAAAUUACUUGGAAAAACAAACCAAUUUAACAUUGGUUUAUUUUUCUAAUCUGUUCAGCUGUUAGACAAGUUCUUUUUUUUUUCCCCAAAAAAAUGCUGUUUUCAUUUGAUAUUAAACAAGGCAAAAAAAAUAAAAAAACCAUGUUUGGAUGCAAUUGGUUUUCCUCAUGCUAAUUAAUGACCUGCAAAACAAAAGAGAAAUAUUUCCUUUCUAGAAAGUAAGGAAAAAAGAAAAAGCCAUGUGGGACCAUGAUAUGUGUGUGUGUAUGUAUGUAUGUUUGUUUGAUUAGUGAAUGAAUUUUAAAAUUACAACUCUUGUGAUGGAUAAUAAACCGUCACCCAAUUUCUGAUCACACAGAUUUGCAAGUAUGUAUAAAAAAUGAGUAAUUUAAAGCAAAUUUUGAAGUAACCAUUUUUUUUUUUUUUUCUAAGGACAACUCUUCUAUACAUAAGAAUUACUUUCUGAUGCUUCAAUGCUGUUAAGUUCCAUUUUGUUCAGAAGAAAAUAAAAACAGAUGUAGAAGUGACAAUGAUAACAAUCAGCUGCAGUCAGUUCCUUAAAUUCUUAUGGGAACAUGAAAAACGCAUUCACAUAUUGUGUGCGUAAAUAUAUAUAUAUGUAUAUAUAUGAGUAAACUCAGUCCUAUGAAUUGAGUCUUAUAUGGCUGAACACUCAACAACAUAUACAUAUGUGUAAAUGUAGAUGCAUUUAAUUUGAAAAUUAAUGUGAUUGCACCCUGUUUGUUUUGUAUCAGUAUAUAUGUGUACACAAUUUAAUUAAUUGCAGUUAAGUAUGUCUGUGGUAAUAUGAUUAGUUUGUGUACACAUGUUUACAGCAAAACCAAUAGUCUUGAACUUCAUACAUCUUCCUCUAUGAUUCUGGUAAAGAAUUCUCCACACUCAGAUAUUUGUCAGGGAUUCUUUUGGAUAAUAGUAUUAAUUAUGGUAAUGGUAAUAAUAAUAAUAAGGAUUUCUAACACUGACGCAAGUAAUAUUAUAACAAUUAGGUAUUGUAAUGAAAGUCUGGCAUCAGGAAGAAAUUCUUUUGUAGUUUGUCAUCUUUUGUCCCACUUCUAUUGGCAGCAGCCUUUCCACUUGGCUACAUCACUUAUUAAUUUUAUUACUAAGGUGCUUAACAACAAGAACAAAGAAAAAAAGAAAAAAAACAUGCUUCAUAACUAAUGUCGACUUCCUUAGAUAUUAAUUCAUAUUUUAAACAAUUUUCUUUUUCAUAAUGAAACCCUAAUAAUGUUAUGUUUUCUGCUUCCCUGUGCAGCUUGAGCUGUCAUAUUAGUUGCUGGAAGGUAACUUCUUGGCUCACCAUUGGCUAUGCUGCUGCUGCCACAUCAAAUUGUACUUCCCAGAAUUUUUAAAUGAAUUUUUUUUCUCUUAAAAUAAAUCCUACAUGAUCACUUGAAAAAAAAAAAAGGAAAAAAAAUAUUUAAAAAAUUAAUAUAAACAAUAUUGUUUAUCGUUUUUUUGCUUUGCUACUAAUAUUUUGUUGUCAAGAAGUAAAGCCCUAUUGUUACAUAAUUAUAAUUCUGUUUAAACAGCUGCUAUUGAUUUAUUGAAUUGCUAUGGUUAAGGGCUGAUAGCUUUCAGCUUCCUUUCUGUCUUAUCUUUCUCAUC
Messenger RNA from Octopus sinensis (East Asian common octopus), 3101 nucleotides. Its product is annotated as ADP-ribosylation factor 6. The transcript has 6 exons. Gene Ontology annotation, biological process: intracellular protein transport; vesicle-mediated transport. NCBI's taxonomy places the organism in Eukaryota, Metazoa, Mollusca, Cephalopoda, Octopoda, Octopodidae. Gene Ontology annotation, molecular function: GTP binding; GTPase activity. The coding region runs from base 293 to 820 and encodes 175 amino acids. The record is from RefSeq and is a predicted model, not a curated record. Gene Ontology annotation, cellular component: cytoplasm.